AUGAUAAAGGAAGAAGGAGUUGUAAAGGAAUGCAUUAAAAAUGACCAUAAAGGUUGUUAAAUUCUUGCUGUGGACCUUUCAGAGGAAUUUAAUAAAGAAAAUGAUUAAAAGAAAUACUAUUGUGUGAAAUGCUUAAUUGAGAAAAUUGGAACUAAAAAAAUUAUUCUUUAUGAAGAAGCAAAAAAUAAGGGAAAAUUUGUGAAUGAAGAGUUAAAAAAGAAUACAGUCCAAAAACAUUAAUAAACAAAGGAGAGUUUUUAAAAACUAUCUGAGGUGAUAAAAUUGAUAUAAGGAGAAUAUUAGACCAAGUUCGAGGAUUUAAAGAAGCAGCUAGAUGCAUAAAUAAAUAAUGAAUAGAAAAAAUUACAAUCAGUACAAGAAUCUGCUAUCACAGACGAUAUUAAAUUGUUGUCAAGUUGUUACUAGGAAGAUGGUAAAAUAGCAAGUCCUUCUCCCAAUAUAGAUUAUAAGGAAAUUACAGAAUUUUUAAUUGAAAUAAAAAAAAUAAUUUAUUAAUUUUGA
Messenger RNA from Paramecium tetraurelia, 522 nucleotides. RefSeq lists its product as uncharacterized. The transcript has a single exon. The record is from RefSeq and is a predicted model, not a curated record. NCBI's taxonomy places the organism in Eukaryota, Ciliophora, Oligohymenophorea, Peniculida, Parameciidae.